Lodderomyces beijingensis is the source of this 849-nucleotide messenger RNA. Lineage: Eukaryota; Fungi; Ascomycota; Pichiomycetes; Serinales; Debaryomycetaceae. The record is from the annotation of a GenBank genome assembly.
AUGAGAGCCUUGACAAUCAUUCCAAUCUUCUUCCUCUUGGGAACCAACUUGUUGCUUAUCCUCACGGUUAUCAACGGAGGAGGAACAUCCUCGGUCUUGGGCAAGUUUUACUGGUCGCAAACCGACACUUCAGGCAUCCCGGGAGCAACUCACGACACCACAAGAUGGACUUUCUACAGAACAUGCGGCGUUGAGAACGGCCGUAAUGCCAACUGCGACAAGUCGGCUGCUGCAUUCCCCUACUCGCCAAAGGACAACUUCGGUAGCGAAGAGGGCCUUCCUGAGUCGUUUAUCAAGGACAGAGACACCUACUACUACUUGUCGCGUAUCGGCUGGGCGUUUAUCUUGGUUGGUUUCUUCUUUGCCGCCGUGGCCUUGCUUGCCGUGCCUUUGAACUUUUGCUUUGCCAUCGCCGGCACCUUGGCCUCCAUCGUCACGGCGCUCUCGUUGCUUUUUGUCAUCACCGCCGCGUGCUUGAUCACUGCUGCCCACGUCAAGGGCAGAAACGCGUUCAACAAGGCCGGCCACCUGUCCAAGUUGGGCGCCGCGGCUUUUGGUAUCUUGUGGGCCGCCGUGGCCUGCUUGAUCAUCACGCUUGCCACCUCGAUCGCCGCCAGCGUGGGCACAUACACGGGCAACAAGAAGAGAUCGGGUUUGGGCGGAUUCGGCCGCCGUGGCGGUGACACGGAGCAGAAUGCCUACUCCAAGGAGAGCUCCGGUGACUAUGCCCAGGGCCAGUACGAUGAGCCCGCCAACAGAGGCGUGGUUGCUGGUGAAGGCGAGCCUAUCUCCGACGCUUCCAAAUUUAGAUUCUUCAGAGUCAAGAGAGCCAAGCCGGAAGAAAUCUAA